This is a messenger RNA of Anopheles maculipalpis, 824 nucleotides long. It is a transcript of the gene Prosalpha2, whose product is annotated as proteasome subunit alpha type-2. Gene Ontology annotation, biological process: ubiquitin-dependent protein catabolic process. The coding region runs from base 115 to 819 and encodes 234 amino acids. The transcript has 3 exons. The record is from RefSeq and is a predicted model, not a curated record. Lineage: Eukaryota; Metazoa; Arthropoda; Insecta; Diptera; Culicidae. Gene Ontology annotation, cellular component: proteasome core complex; proteasome core complex, alpha-subunit complex.
UGCUGUCAAUGCCGGUGAGCAAGCUGUUUUGCCAAGUUUGUUUCAUCCGCACUGAAACCAUUUUCUGAAAACAUUCUCCAGAGUGUGUGGCAUUGAAUAUAAACUGUUUAAACGAUGGCUUCGGAACGAUAUAGCUUUUCGUUAACCACCUUCAGCCCGUCGGGGAAGCUGGUCCAGAUCGAGUAUGCCCUGGCAGCGGUAGCAGCGGGAGCACCUUCGGUCGGUAUUAAGGCAGUGAACGGAGUCGUGAUUGCUACGGAAAACAAGCAAAAGUCAAUCCUGUACGAUGAGCACAGCGUGCACAAGGUGGAAAUGGUCACGAACCAUAUCGGUAUGAUUUACUCUGGCAUGGGACCCGACUAUCGUCUACUGGUAAAGCAGGCCCGGAAGUUGGCCCAGAACUACUACCUAACGUACCGCGAGCCCAUUCCGACGUCGCAGUUGGUGCAAAAGGUUGCCACGGUCAUGCAGGAGUACACGCAGUCCGGUGGUGUGCGACCGUUCGGUGUGUCGUUGCUGAUCUGUGGCUGGGACGAUGGUCGCCCGUAUCUGUUCCAAUGCGAUCCCUCCGGGGCAUACUUUGCGUGGAAGGCGACGGCCAUGGGCAAGAAUGCUAACAAUGGCAAAACCUUCCUCGAGAAGCGCUACAGUGAAGAUCUCGAGCUGGACGAUGCGGUCCACACGGCCAUCCUAACGCUAAAGGAAGGCUUCGAGGGACAGAUGAACGCAGACAACAUUGAGGUGGGCAUUUGCGAUGCGAACGGUUUCCGCCGACUGGACCCAUCCGACGUGCAGGACUAUCUGGCCAAUAUUCCAUAAGCUUU